Pichia membranifaciens NRRL Y-2026 is the source of this 255-nucleotide messenger RNA. RefSeq lists its product as hypothetical. The record is from RefSeq and is a predicted model, not a curated record. The annotation marks the transcript as partial. The transcript has a single exon. NCBI's taxonomy places the organism in Eukaryota, Fungi, Ascomycota, Pichiomycetes, Pichiales, Pichiaceae.
CUUUUCUCUCACAGCCAGCUGGACAUUCCGUUCCAGAGUCGGCAGCAGGCGCUCGUGGCCGAGCAGGCGCUAAGGCCAGACCCGGUGCUCAAGCCAGACCAGUCGAGAAUCGAGUACAGCGUGUGUGGCAGCGAGGACUGUGGCGGGGUGCUGCGCAUCGACGUCCAGGGCGUGGACGACCGAGUCGUACGGGUGACAGCCAACAACGUGUUGGAAAGCUUGAAGACGGUGGUGGAGUGCCUCGAAGAGUUUGAG